This is a messenger RNA of Daldinia caldariorum, 1481 nucleotides long. Its product is annotated as aldo-keto reductase. The transcript is spliced from 9 exons. The record is from RefSeq and is a predicted model, not a curated record. NCBI's taxonomy places the organism in Eukaryota, Fungi, Ascomycota, Sordariomycetes, Xylariales, Hypoxylaceae. The coding region runs from base 216 to 1229 and encodes 337 amino acids. Gene Ontology annotation, molecular function: aldose reductase (NADPH) activity. Gene Ontology annotation, cellular component: cytosol.
CAACUCUGAGUUGCGCGCCUAAUAUUGGGUGCAUCUUUGACUUACUUACUGUUUUAACAUACUGUACACACGUGUCGUAUCAAGCACUGUUCCCCUCACGACCAGUUAGUAUUGUGGCUUACACCUACGACGCCUUUAUAAGUUACCUCCUCAUCACCCCAAAGGAGAGCAGCUUCGAAAUUCACUAACAGGAAUCUUUAAGUCAAGUUCCUAGUAUGAUGCCUGCUAUCAUGGACCUUCCAAACGACUUCAUUCCGAACAAUGGCCGGAAGAUUCCUGCUGUUGGCCUUGGAACCUUCCAAGGCGAGUACGGGAAUUCUUUAGUUAAAGAUGCCAUCAAACUGGCUUUGGCACAGGGUUAUCGGCAUAUUGAUGGCGCGCAUGCCUACGGCAACGGGAAGGAAAUCGGCGAAGCCAUUAGAGAAAGUGGUAUUCCUAGGCAGAACAUCUUUGUGACGUCUAAACUCGCACAGAUAUGGCAUGACCCUGCGGAUUUUGAAACAGCUUUAGAUGAAUCGCUUAAGGACCUGCAACUAUAUUAUGUUGACCUAUAUCUGAUGCAUUUCCCUCAUGCCUAUAAGGCUGGUGAGAAUAACAAGACAAUAAGACACUCGAGCGGUAACGGAAAGCCUGUCAUUGACUAUGACCUUUCCAAACGUUAUCCGGAGACAUGGCAAGCAAUGGAAAAGCUUGUCGCCUCUGGGAAGGCACACUCGAUCGGAUUGUUCAACUUCAACAUUCUCAAGACCAAAAGGAUUCUCGAGAUUGCAAAGAUUACCCCGGCAGUCAUCCAAGCAGAAAUUCAUCCAUAUCUUCCACAGCAUGAGCUCCACGGGUUUGCGGCCCAGCAUGGCGUCCUGAUCAUAGCUCAUCAACCCCUUGGUGGCCGUCCGAUAUCCCUGGUUCGAGGGAAUCCUGACGAACCAUUUCCAACAGAAGACCAAAAGAUCAUAGACGUUGCAACUAAGUGUAACAUGACACCCGCACAGGUCUGCUUGUCUUGGGCUGUGCAGAGGGGAAUAGCAGUCGUUCCUAAAUCUAUUAAUAAGGAACAUAUGAAGCAGAAUCUGCAGCUUGAAAGACUUCCUGAUGAUCUUUUCGCCACCGUCGAUCGUCUUUCUUUAGAACGGGGCCCUCUUCGCUUUCUUGGCCCCAGCCGGCAUAUCGGUUUCGACAUUUUCGAUGAAGGAAGGGAUCAACCAGUGGAGGAUUGCGCACCCUGGGGUUGAAAUUGAGUAUCGUCAUGGUCUCAUACGUCUAUCUUAAGACGCCAUAUGGAGGGCAAUAAUAUGAUAUGACUCUAAUUGUUGCUAUAUUCUUAUAUUCAAAGCUUUAACUGCGCAGCGUACCUAGGUACCACGGUACCCAACUUCAAGAUUCAAGUAACUUCGCCCAGUCCAAAGCCGUCGUCCCCUCCAUUAGCCAAGAGAGCUUCCACCAGUUCAGAAAACCCAUAUCUUCGGGCAUGCACGAUUGGCAUC